CAAUUUUUGUUUUGACAACAAAUGAAUGAAAACAAAAUACAAAUGCAUUUAAAUUGUGUUUAAAUUGAGUGCAAAAGAGUAUUGAGUGUAAGAAUGCUAUGAAAAUGGAUUCAAAUGAAAUCAAUUCAAUGAUCAGUAAAAACAUUUCGUGGAAUAAAUUACCAGAAAAUGUGAAACAGAGUAUUGGAAACAGCGAUGAAUACGACAAAAAGGUCCUCGAGUUUAGUGUCAAGAAUCAGAUGAGAUAUCGCAAGAACUUAGUGAGACACAUAGAGAAGAGUGCGAAGAGUUAUUACGAAGAAGUGCUGAGAUAUAGUCGACAACACUAUAUGCUAUUUCCAUACCAUUUGUCGGAUAUAAUUGUCUCGGGAAUGAGAAUAACUCCCUUUCAAUACUACAUUCAAAUGUUAUGCGAUUUGUUGGAAACGGAGAGGAAUUACGACACUUUACCCAACUUUACGGCCGCCGACUGUUUAAGACUUCUAGGAAUCGGUCGAAACCAAUACAUAGAUCUCAUGAAUCAGUUCAGGUCUUCGAAGAAGUUUUUAGGUAUGAUUCGAAAGCCCGUUAAAGACCUGUUGCCCAACAAACCGGUCAGUAAUAUGUUGAUUGACUUUUGGUGGACAAUAAAUCCGGGAUAUAUUACUGAAGACGACGUGAAACAUAUGGUGACCCCAUCUGAGAAGAUAAUCAUCGAUAGAGUGCUUACCGACGAUCCCAUUCCCUCACAGCUGAGGACAGGAGAAGUGAAUCAAAACGAUGUGCGAAGUCUUUACCAAAAAGGACUCAUCUAUUUUGAUAUAACGAUCCAAGACUCAGAUCUCAUACACAUUCCUCCACUUGAAAACUUUGUGAUGAAUCGCGUGACCGGAGAUUACUUCGAGACUCUAUUGUAUAAAAUAUUUGUAUCGAUUGAUGAAAAGACAACAGUUUGUGAAUUAGCGAAUGUCUUGCAGAUCGACUCUUCGCUCGUGAAGAAUGCCAUUUCCAUGUAUUGCCGAUUGGGCUUUGCUUUUAAAAAGAACCUCGACUUGACUCUCGAUGAUUGUCACUCUUCGUGGACCAACUCUUCGCCGCGACUCUCAGUCAGCGAUAGCAACAGUAAUAGUAAAGCCGUUGAGGGGAAGCAAAACAUCUCUAAAUUCAUUAGUUCUCUUCCAAAUGAGGACGAACUCAGUAGCGAAGGCGUCGAUGUGUUUGGAUCCGAGUCCGAGUCCAACACCAAAGAUAAACUCUCGACUCAAAGCUCGAUAAGUAGUAGUAAUCAUGUGAUGGCAACCAAUUCGAGUGAUAGCAAAAGGAUAGGCCUGUUAUAUGAUUCAACUUUGGCCGCAUUCCUAAUGAUGGGUAAUUUGGCGCCGGGGCUGAAGAACCACGCGGUCACUAUGUUUGAAGUCGGGAAGUUGUCCGACGAGUCCAUCGAUAGCUUAUUACUCGAAUUGUCUAAAAUCAGUGAUUCAGACCUCGAAGAAGAUGGCGGUGAAGCGCAUCGGUAUUUCCUUCACGCCUCGCAACUCUACCGAACGGUACAAUUCUUAAGACAUAACCCGGAGUUGACAUCGAGUCUGACAGAGGAUCCGACGGAAUCGCAUUCGGGAUUGGGUUUGGAUUUGAUUCGAUGCGAAAGUCUAUUGAAUUUAGACUCCGAAACGUGUCAACGAUUAUUGUUAAAAAACUAUAGACUUCUUAUAUCAGUCGCGCCGCUCAGUAAUGAGACCCGAAUUAUUACAAAUGAUUUGCUCCCAUAUUUCGGGGCCACUCCUCUCGUCAAUUCAAUUUGGUUUAAGUUAUUUCUAUAUUCGUGUACUUCUUGUGGACCGCCUUCUCUUCUCUUAUCAAAAGGCGUUCGUUUGAAUCAAUUGCCGGAAAUAUUUAUGAAUUUUGAGGCACUAAUGAUCACUCCGUGGGCUCGAGAUCCGGGCAUUAUUCCCAUUUCUGGCGCUUUGAUGGCAAUCAAUGAGUCGACCACUUAUAGCCCAGUCCUCGUUCAGGCGUACCCUAAGAAUAGUAUUCACAUAUCAGACAAAGAAUUGUUUUAUUUAAGUCUUCCGUUUCUCGACAAAAAGGACGACAAAAGUGAUUCACUUGAAAGUCAUCCGUCAGUGACUGCACUCUCAACUCAAAUCAAUUUAGAGAGAAUUUGUGGUUAUAUUACACUAAUUAACCUCAAUUCACACGAUUGCACACAACAGCUCACGAGUGAUGAGUCCGAGAGUUGCGACAAUUGGACUCUUUUUGACUGUCAUUUCGGUAUUCCUUUAUUCGACCGAACGUUGAAUAGAAAUGUCUGCAACAGAAUGGCAGCCAAUGAUCUCUUCAAUCCAAACAAUCUGAGCGGAUGUCCGAAAGCAGAUAAGGCACAGGUUUUGGUCGCACAACAGGAGAUCAAGUUCUGUCCGACGCCCGGAUGUGACGGUUCCGGUCAUAUCACUGGCAAUUACACGAGUCAUCGCAGUCUGAGUGGAUGUCCUCGCGCUCGAGACUUCAAACUCAAGAAGACUUUCAUCAAUAGGUUUGUCCACCAAAACAAUGAUCUCUUGAAUCCUGCGAUGACCUCUUUUGCCAACAAAUUGAAAGUUGAAGUCAUUUCCGACAACAGAGACCACCAGAAGAGUGAAUCCAGAGUUAUUACUUUGAAUGAUGUUUUGAAGAACGAGCUAAAAGAGGCGGAAAUGGCGAGAAAUAAUGCCAAAAAUGACGGCCAGUCGUGUCCGACACCGGUUCUCGCUGAAGGGUGUGAUGGCAGCGGACACAUCACCGGCAGUUUCCUAACGCACAGAAGUCUCUCCGGGUGUCCGCGCGUUACCGCAAACCUAGAAUUGUUUGAUCCUAAGAAAGAUGUCACUCUAUUAGACAAUAUUGAGGACAAGAAUCACAAAACCAAUCCUCCAAACGGUAUUUCCGGACGAAUGAAUGGCAAAUAUUUGGGUUCAGAUAAAGUGAUGAUCACUUCGUCGACGGACGACAUGCAAGUGAUUGAGGACCAGAUCUGUGAACUCCGCGAUUAUAACACCAAAAUGGAGUCCGAAUUGAAUCGAAUUAAAUCAGAAUAUUUACAAUUAGAGCAACAAAUAGAGUCUCACGAAAAGGAAAACAAACAACUGAUGGGAACGACUGAAAACCUGAACCAAUACUAUCAGAGUUUGCGAAACAACUUAUUAGAACUCUUAGAGACCAUUCAUUUUCCCGACUGUAUUGAAGAGCCGCCUUUUGUAAAAUAAUGUUCUA
Messenger RNA from Medioppia subpectinata, 3228 nucleotides. Lineage: Eukaryota; Metazoa; Arthropoda; Arachnida; Sarcoptiformes; Oppiidae. The record is from the annotation of a GenBank genome assembly.